AUGGCUAAUAGGAGGAGGACAGGCGAUGCGGGCGCUGAUGAGAUUGCACAGGCAAUCCACAUGAUGGUAGAUGCCAUGCAGCCGGUUGCGGCACAGCCGAGAGCUAUGGUGCCACCUACUAGAGCGGUGACCAUGGAAGAUGUCCUAAAACAUAAGCCGUCAAAGUUCAACAGCAAAGAUACUCCGGAUGAGGUCAAUGCUUGGCUCAGGGAGUGCGAAAAAAUAUUUAGAGUGCUUGCGUGUAUUGAAGCACAACAGUUGAGCUUUGCCACGUUCCUGCUGGUGGGCGAUGCGGAGUACUGGUGGACGGGAAUGCAAGAGCAGAUGCAGACCUGUCAGGAGGAGGCCUAUAUCGACCGCUUUGAGUACUUGGUGAGGUUUUACGCGCAGGCGAUCACAGAGGAAUGGCGCUGUCGCAAAUUUGAGGGAGGCUUGAGGCAUGAGCUGCGCAGAGUCUUGGUGCCAUUGCAGAUCCGGGAGUUUCCAGUUCUGGUGGAGCAGGCCAGGACCGUGGAGGAACUGGAGAUGGGGCCAAGUCGGGUCGGGAGAGCACAGAAAAAUACUCUUGAGGCCCGACAACAGAAGACACCAUACAGCAGGCCACAACCUUCCUCCUCAAGGCUGCGAUGUUAUAACUAUGGUGGCCCAUACCUUCGUAGGAACUGCACGAAGGCGGCAGGCAGUUUGGGUGCUAGUACGGAGCACGCGAAAUGUUAUAAAUGUGAGAAGAUGGGCCACUAUGCCAGUGAUACUCACUCGUUCAUCUCCCAAGAAUGUGUGAGUAGGCUUGGAAUUGUAGCUCGUGAUUUGGGGUGUGAGCUGGCAGUCUCGACACCUGCAUCCGGGCAAGUAUCUACUAAUCUGGCAUGUUCUGAUUGUGUUAUUGAAGUGGCAGGACACAAGUUCAAAGUGAACCUCAUUUGCUUGCCAUUGGAAGGGUUGGAUGUGAUACUCGGGAUGGACUGGCUGUCGGACAAUCACGAGGCGACCGAUGGAUCUUCUUGUUAUGUGAUAAUGGUGCAGCCGGAGAAGAGAAGCGCGGUUGAUCUGGUCAAAAGCAUACCGGUAGUGGGAGAAUACGCCGAUGUGUUCCCAGAUGAAGUACUUGGGUUACCACCCAGCAGGGAUGUAGAUUUCACUAUAGAUCUCGUCCCUGGGCCAGUAUCAAUGGCUCCAUAUAGAAUGGCCCCGGCAGAGUUGGCCGAAUUGAAGAAGCAGAUUGAAGAUUUGCUAGAAAAGAAGUUCAUAAGACUGAGCGCGUCACCUUGGGGGGCCCAGUGCUACUAG
Messenger RNA from Vigna unguiculata (cowpea), 1287 nucleotides. RefSeq lists its product as uncharacterized. The record is from RefSeq and is a predicted model, not a curated record. Lineage: Eukaryota; Viridiplantae; Streptophyta; Magnoliopsida; Fabales; Fabaceae.